AUAUUGUUUGUUACUUGUAUUAAAUAAAAGCUACUCGAUCGUAUCUAGCCAUCCAUCCCCUUAAGUUAAAUUAGCCCACUGCGUUCUCCCAUGCACUUGUCUUCUUCACUUCCAACACCCUCCACUCUUUUCUCUCUCCCAUUCCCUCUUCUUCAUGCUUUCCUCACCUCUUUGUCCUUAAUUUUUAUUUAUUUUUUUUAAAAUAUUUUUUUUUUAUCUUUUAAACAGUUUCUUUCUAUUUCCUUUAUAUACUAACCCUUCUUUCUUAUUCUCUGACAAAUAAACAACAACACCAUACAAACUAAACUCUCCUUGCUUGCGUCUUCUUAAUUCACCUUCAUUCUCUUAGAUUCAUUCGUCGAUCACUUGCAUUUUCUCCUUCAUUGUAUCAUCACUAUGUCUAGCCGACGAUCACGGUCAAGGCAGCAAUCAGCUGGUGUCUCUGGCAUUAGUGAUGAUCAAAUUGUGGACCUCGUUCACAAGUUGCAGCAGCUUGUUCCUGAGAUACGUGGAAGACGAAGCUCUGACAAGUCGGCAAAUAGGGUUUUGCAGGAGACUUGCAAUUAUAUUAGGAACUUGCAUAGGGAAGUGGAUGAUCUAAGCGACAGAUUAGCCGAGCUCUUGGCUUCAACUGACAGUGACAGUGCUCAAGCAGCCAUUAUUAGAAGUUUACUUAUGUAAACAAAAAAAAACAAAAACAAAAAAAAAA
Chenopodium quinoa (quinoa) is the source of this 709-nucleotide messenger RNA. RefSeq names its product transcription factor PRE6-like. NCBI's taxonomy places the organism in Eukaryota, Viridiplantae, Streptophyta, Magnoliopsida, Caryophyllales, Amaranthaceae. Gene Ontology annotation, biological process: regulation of growth; regulation of DNA-templated transcription. The transcript is spliced from 2 exons. The record is from RefSeq and is a predicted model, not a curated record. The coding region runs from base 397 to 681 and encodes 94 amino acids. Gene Ontology annotation, molecular function: protein dimerization activity.